AUGCUCCGCAGACUUGCCCGGACCGCGGCCCAGUGGCACGGGGCCCUCUGGGCGCGGGGGUCUGGGAGCUGGGCGGGGGUCCCGGCGCACGUGGUGGACCUGCGCAGCGACACGGUGACCAAGCCCGGGCCGGCCAUGAGGCGCGCCAUGGCCGAGGCGGUCGUGGGGGACGACGACUACGGCGAGGACCCCACCGUCCGCGAGCUGCAGGAAAAGGCUGCGGAGCUGCUGGGGGUGGAGCAGACCUUGUUUGUGCCCACCAACACCAUGGCCAACCUCAUCUCUGUGAUGUGUCACUGCCGGCGCCGGGGCUCCCAGCUCCUCCUCGGGCAGGAGUGCCACCUCCAUGUCUAUGAGCAGGGCGGGGUGGCUCAGAUCGCAGGGGUGCACUCCCACCCCCUCCCAGACCUGCCCCAUGGCACCCUGGACCUGGCUGAGCUGGAGAGGAUGGUCACGCGGGGCCUUGGGAGCCCCUACCACCCAGUCUGUGAGCUCAUUUGCCUGGAGAAUACCCACAGCAGCUCGGGGGGCCGGGUCCUCCCCAUCAACUACCUACGCCAGGUGCGCCUCCUGGCCCGGAGCUACGGGGUACGGGUCCACCUGGACGGGGCCCGGCUGAUGAACGCCUCGGUGGCUCUGCACGUGCCCCCGGCGCACAUCGUGGAGCACUGUGACUCUGUGUCUCUCUGUGUCUCCAAGGGCCUGGGCGCACCCGUGGGGGCCCUGGUUGGGGGGCCCAAGGACUUCAUCGAAGAAGCCUGGCGCCUCCGGAAAGCCCUGGGCGGGGGGAUGCGCCAGGCGGGGGUGCUAGCAGCAGCUGCCCUGGUGGGACUGGCUGACGCCGAGGAGGUGCUGCUGAGGGACCACCGGAACGCCCAGAGAUUCGCUAAAGGGCUCCAGGAACUGGCGUCGCCCCUCUGCUCCGUGGAUCUCACGGCCGUGGAGACGAACAUGGUGAUGGUGAGGGUGGACGGGCCGCCGCCCGAGGAGCUGUGCCGGCGCCUGCAGGCCGUGAGUGCCGAUGAGGUGGCCCAGACUGGCCGCGCAGUGCGAGUGCUGCUCUUCCCCUGGACAGAGCGGUCGGUGCGCGCUGUGUGGCACCGUGACGUCUCGGCACAGGACACUGAGCUGGCGCUGAGGAAGUGGGGGUUCGUGCUGAGGCAGCUGGGGCCCUGAGGACAGGGUGCCCGGAUCCUGUGCCCAGCUGGGCUCGGGCAGGGAGUGGAGGGUCCCCAGGGAGUGGG
Ceratotherium simum simum (southern white rhinoceros) is the source of this 1244-nucleotide messenger RNA. RefSeq lists its product as uncharacterized. The record is from RefSeq and is a predicted model, not a curated record. Gene Ontology annotation, molecular function: L-allo-threonine aldolase activity. Gene Ontology annotation, cellular component: cytosol. Gene Ontology annotation, biological process: glycine biosynthetic process; L-threonine catabolic process. Lineage: Eukaryota; Metazoa; Chordata; Mammalia; Perissodactyla; Rhinocerotidae.